Dipodomys spectabilis (banner-tailed kangaroo rat) is the source of this 2240-nucleotide messenger RNA. RefSeq names its product histidine ammonia-lyase (gene Hal). Gene Ontology annotation, molecular function: histidine ammonia-lyase activity. NCBI's taxonomy places the organism in Eukaryota, Metazoa, Chordata, Mammalia, Rodentia, Heteromyidae. Gene Ontology annotation, biological process: L-histidine catabolic process. Gene Ontology annotation, cellular component: cytoplasm. The record is from RefSeq and is a predicted model, not a curated record. The coding region runs from base 109 to 2082 and encodes 657 amino acids. The transcript is spliced from 21 exons.
CCUAGCCAGAGGGGGCUAACCGCAGAUACCAGCAAGGGCUGAGCCUUGCAGAUGUGAGACUCCAGGUGCAGGCACCUGGUUGACAGCGGGGUCGCCUACAGAAGAGCCAUGCCCAGGUACACAGUGCACGUGCGCGGAGAAUGGCUGGCUGUGCCCUGCCAGGAUGCCCAGCUCACAGUGGGCUGGCUGGGCCGCGAGGCCGUGCGGCGCUACAUGAAGAACAAGCCGGACAACGGUGGCUUCAAGUCGGUGGACGCCGUGCGCUUCCUCGUGCGCAGGUGCAAAGGUCUAGGCUUGCUGGACAACGAGGAUCUGCUGGAGGUAGCGCUGGAGGACAAUGAGUUCGUGGAAGUGGUCAUAGAAGGAGAUGCAAUGUCCCCUGACUUCAUUCCCUCACAACCAGAAGGAGUUUAUCUAUACAGCAAAUAUAAAGAGCCGGAAAAGUUUAUCGCCUUAGAUGGGGACAGUUUGACCACCACAGACCUGGUCAACUUGGGAAAGGGACACUACAAAAUAAAGCUCACUUCAACUGCUGAAAAGAAGGUACAGCAGUCCAGAGAAGUCAUAAAUAGCAUCAUCAAAGAACAGACAGUUGUAUAUGGUAUUACUACAGGUUUUGGGAAAUUUGCCAGAACCGUAAUUCCUGUCAAUAAGCUACAGGAGCUUCAGGUCAACCUAGUUCGUUCCCAUUCUUCAGGUGUUGGAAAACCACUCAGCCCUGAGAGGUGCCGGAUGCUCUUGGCUUUAAGGAUCAAUGUCUUAGCCAAAGGUUACAGUGGCAUUUCGCUGGAGACCCUCAAACAAGUCAUUGAUGUAUUUAAUGCCUCCUGCCUGUCGUACGUUCCAGAGAAAGGAACUGUUGGUGCCAGUGGAGACCUUGCCCCGCUCGCUCAUCUUGCGCUUGGGUUAAUUGGAGAAGGGAAGAUGUGGUCCCCAAAGAGUGGCUGGGCUGAUGCGAAAUAUGUCCUAGAAGCUCAUGGGUUGAAACCAGUUGUUUUAAAACCAAAAGAGGGCCUGGCACUAAUCAAUGGGACACAGAUGAUCACCUCUUUGGGCUGUGAAGCUGUGGAGAGAGCCAGUGCCAUUGCCCGGCAGGCUGACAUUGUGGCAGCCCUGACCCUUGAGGUGCUGAAGGGCACCACCAAAGCCUUCGAUACAGACAUUCAUGCCGUCCGCCCUCAGCGUGGGCAGAUUGAAGUUGCUUUUCGGUUCCGGUCGCUCUUGGACUCAGAUCAUCACCCAUCAGAAAUUGCAGAGAGCCACAGGUUCUGCGAUCGUGUUCAGGAUGCGUACACCUUACGCUGCUGUCCCCAGGUCCAUGGGGUGGUGAAUGACACAAUAGCAUUUGUGAAGGACAUCAUUACCACAGAACUGAACAGUGCAACAGAUAAUCCUAUGGUCUUCGCCAGUAGAGGAGAAACUAUUUCUGGAGGAAACUUCCAUGGUGAAUACCCAGCCAAAGCCCUGGACUACUUGGCCAUUGGUGUCCAUGAGCUAGCUGCAAUUAGUGAGAGAAGAAUCGAAAGGCUCUGUAAUCCUUCCCUCAGUGAGCUGCCAGCCUUCCUGGUGGCUGAAGGCGGCCUCAACUCUGGGUUUAUGAUAGCCCACUGCACAGCAGCGGCCCUCGUUUCAGAGAGCAAGGCUCUGUGCCACCCCUCGUCCGUGGACUCGCUCUCCACCAGCGCUGCCACCGAGGACCACGUCUCCAUGGGAGGAUGGGCAGCCAGGAAGGCCCUCAGAGUGGUGGAGCACGCGGAACAAGUGCUGGCCAUCGAGCUUCUCGCAGCCUGCCAGGGCAUAGAGUUUCUACGCCCCCUGAAAACAACCACUCCACUGGAGAAGGUCUACGACCUGGUGCGCUCUGUUGUAAGGCCCUGGAUUAAAGAUCGCUUCAUGGCCCCGGACAUUGAGGCGGCACACAGGCUGCUACUUGAGCAGAAGGUUUGGGAAGUGGCUGAACCAUACAUUGAAAAGUACAGAAUGGAGCAUAUUCCAGAAUCAAGACCUGUUUCCCCAACCGCCUUUUCCUUGGAAUCCCUACGCAAGAAAUCCAUCAAAAUCCCAGAGUCUGAAGACUUGUAGUGGACAUUGUGUUCCAGAUGAGCAUGCCAGUUGUCACUUAGCUGAUUCCAAGACAGUACUGUGCUGAAAGAGAGGCCUGGGGACAGCCCACUAUGUAACACAGCUUCUCUAAAACCUGCUUUGGUUAGGCUGGUGGCAAUUCCAGCGUUGGAUUCUUG